Peronospora matthiolae is the source of this 183-nucleotide messenger RNA. The record is from the annotation of a GenBank genome assembly. Lineage: Eukaryota; Oomycota; Peronosporomycetes; Peronosporales; Peronosporaceae.
AUGGCGUCUACUGGAAAUAAUGGGGAAAGGGAGAGACAGAACAUCGUUAGGGCACAUCGAUUUCUUCCGGAAGGUGUGUCGCAUGGGGAUCCAAUGUUGUGGACUGGAGCGUUUGACCCGUACGGGCGCCGUGAGGGAAGCAGCCGGGCAACGAUUGAAGUCAUGUACUGUCGAGUGCACUGA